Molecule: messenger RNA, 492 nt
Organism: Phytophthora sojae
Lineage: Eukaryota; Oomycota; Peronosporomycetes; Peronosporales; Peronosporaceae
Exons: 1
Coding region: 1-492 (163 amino acids)
Source: RefSeq, a predicted model, not a curated record
AUGCAAACCCCCAUCAAGGCAGCUGUGGUGCAUCCGGUCACGACGUAUCGCUGGACAGGCAGCUGGAAGCCCACGGGCGAGGCUCACCGCAACCUCAGCGUUAGCGUCACGUGCGCGCCGGAGGACCCUCGCCACCGCCGGAUGUCCUGGAACGGGGCCGCUACCAGGGGCGACGACGACGACGACUGCGACUACCCGCGGCGGCCGAAGACCUCCCGAGCGCACUCCAUGGUGGCCUCACCCACGCGCGUGCGGUUCAUCUACGAGGACGAGGACGCCAAGGCGCGCGUGUGCGGCAACGUGGAACGCCUGCUCAACGUCGUGCAGAAAGACCCCGAAGCGAUGACAACCAACGCGCGGGUGGCGCGCAAGGUGCUCAAGUACCGCCGGGUCAUGGGGAGGCUCGACGACGUGAACGUGGAGGACCCCGACUUCGACGCGUCCGCGUUCUUCGGCAUCGAGUGGUGCCGCGUGGGUGCCCCCUCAAGUUGA